Molecule: messenger RNA, 1851 nt
Organism: Argentina anserina (silverweed cinquefoil)
Lineage: Eukaryota; Viridiplantae; Streptophyta; Magnoliopsida; Rosales; Rosaceae
Product: putative disease resistance protein At1g50180
Biological process (GO): defense response to other organism
Molecular function (GO): ADP binding
Source: RefSeq, a predicted model, not a curated record
AUGGCGGAAUAUGCAGCUGUUUCAGUUGCUGUGAAAAUGCUCACUAGUUGGUUGGUUGAAGAAGCAGUUCUGCUGAAAGGUGUGCGUGAGAAGGUUCAGCAUCUUAGAGACACACUGAGUUGGAUGCAAGGCUUCCUCCAGGAUGCUGAUGCUGUGCGAAAUAGAUCAGAAAGGUUUAAGGCUUGGAUGUCACAGAUAAGAGAAGUAGCAUCUGAUGCUGAAGUGUUGAUAGAGACUUACAUCAGCGAGGCAGCAGCACAAGGUUCAUGUAGAAAAGUCCUGAAGCCAAUUCAUCUUCGCAAAAUCCGAAGAAAGAUUGAAAAGAUUCAGGCCAGGAUGGACAACAUCUCCAAACAAAAGGAAAGUUUCGGGAUAACUAGCAUCAACAAUCAAGGAGGUGAAGCAGUGAACUUAACAAAUGAAAGGUUGCGAUGGUGGAGACAACCGUCACCGAACAUGCAGGAAGAUGAGUUGGUUGACCUUGUCGAGGACACCAUGGCACUGAUAUCACAACUGUGUACUAUGGAAAGAAGCCGAUCUGUAAUUUCUAUUGUGGGCAUGGGAGGUUUGGGCAAGACCACUCUUGCAAAGAAAUUGUACAAUCACCAUGAUCUUGCGAACCAGUUUCAUUGUAGAUCCUUUGUCUAUGUUACCCAAGAGUUCAAUAGGAAAGAGAUCCUUCAGAGAAAUCAUUAAAGAUGUUGGUUGUCCUCACGAUCGAGAUGCCCUGGAACCUAGAAGAGGAGACUGGUAGAAAUGCUGCACAAAUUCCUGAAAGAAAAGAGGUAUCUGGUGGUUCUUGAUGAUAUAUGGAAGGAGGGUUGGAUGGUCUUAAAGCUAUUUCCUGGUCGGGAGAUGGGAAGUAAGGUGAGGCUCACCACUCGCCUUAAGGAUGUUGCUGUAUAUGCAGAUCCAAGAAGCAGUCCGCACCAGCCGCGGAAGUUAACAGAAAAUGAGAGCUUAGAACUGUUCCUCAAUAAAGCACUCCCAGGACUGGAUGAUAUCCCCUCUAACUUGCAGAAACUUGGAAGAGAGAUGGUGGCUAAAUGCGGUGGUCUGCCUUUGGCAGUAGUUGUGCUUGGAGGAUUACUGUCCACGAAAUCGAGAACCACAGUGGAAUGGGAGCGCGUGCUUCAAAACAUCCUUUGGCAUCUGAUCACUGCUCAAGAUCAAAUCUCUGCAAUCUUAGCCCUAAGCUACAUCGACUUGCCUGUCCAUUUAAAAUCAUGUUUUCUCCAUUUGGGUAUAUUUCUCGAAGAUUCCCUCAUAGAGAAAAAGUAUCUGAUUCGAUUGUGGGUUGCAGAAGGAUUCCUACCACAACAAGGAGAAGAAAUCGAAGAAGGGGUGGCUGAAAAUUGCUUUAAUCAGUUACUAGAUAGGUGCAUGAUCCAGGUGGGAACGCUAACAUAUCUUGGCAGCGUUAAAACCAUUCGCAUCCAUGAUGUUCUGAGAGGGUUCUCUCUCACAAAGGGGAGGGAGGAAAAUUUUCUUGAAGUAUAUACGGGGAAAGAACAUGUGUUAGCAGCAUCUCACCACUUGACCAAAUCUCCAAGGCUUGCCAUCCACGCUACACUUGAUGAGUACGCAUUUCUAAACUCAUAUACCCAUUUACGCUCCCUCCAUAUUCCCGUCGAGGUUGAUGAAAACAUAGACUUUACUUGCAAGAAUUUCAAACUACUAAGAAUCUUAGAAUUAUAUUGCAAGAGUCGUGGGAAGCGUGAUCGCACGGAUCAUAGUGUAGUUUUUGGACACUCAUUAAUUCAGUUGAGGUUUCUGGGAGUUAGACAUGUAACUUAUCGUACAAGUUUGUCAUCCUUGAAGAACCUACAAACACUUGAUAUGAGAUUUUAG